Centropristis striata (black sea bass) is the source of this 1927-nucleotide messenger RNA. It is a transcript of the gene spon2b, whose product is annotated as spondin 2b, extracellular matrix protein. Gene Ontology annotation, biological process: cell adhesion. Lineage: Eukaryota; Metazoa; Chordata; Actinopteri; Perciformes; Serranidae. The transcript has 6 exons. The record is from RefSeq and is a predicted model, not a curated record. Bases 84 to 1100 code for a protein of 338 amino acids. Gene Ontology annotation, cellular component: extracellular matrix.
UCCUCUCAACUCAUCUGCUGCAACCCUCCAUUCAUCUGGAACACUGGGCAAAAUCAGUCCUUAUAUCUACCCUAAUCACCAUCAUGGACACCACAAGGAACAUCCUCUCCAUCUCUCAGGCACUCUACCACCUGAUUGUCAUGAUGCUGACACUGGACCAAGGCGUUCAUUUGAUGCCAGUUCCUACUGACGUCCCCAUGUGCACGGCAUCAGAAACUGCCCAGUACAGGCUAACGUUUACCGGCAAGUGGACCCAGGCAGCUUUCCCUAAACAGUAUCCUGUCUACCGGCCCCCUGCACAGUGGUCAAACCUCAUUGGGGUGACCCACAGCUCUGACUUCCACAUGUGGCAGCGUAAUGAGUUUGCCAGCAAUGGAGUGAGGGAGUUUGCUGAGAAAGGCGAGGCCUGGACGCUGAUGAAGGAAGUCGAAGCGGCCGGCGAACGCAUCCAGAGCGUUUAUGGGAUCCUCUCCGCUCCUGCUGUUAUGGGAGGCACCGGCCAGAUGAACACUGAGUUUGAGGUCUUCGCCAGACACUCAUAUCUGUCGUUUAUUGUGCGUCUCGUUCCAAGCCCGGACUGGUUUGUAGGCGUGGAGAGCUUCGACCUGUGUGAUGGCGACCGCUGGAAAGAGAACGUGUCACUGGAGCUUUUCCCAUAUGAUGCAGGAACUGACAGCGGGUUCACCUUCUCUUCUCCAAACUUUGAGACCAUCCCACAGGACAAAAUCACACAGAUCACUUCUUCCUUCCCUAGCCACCCUGCCAACUCCUUUUACUAUCCCCGCCUGAAGCACCUGCCGCCCAUCGCCAAGUUAACGCUGACCAAGAUAAAGAAGACCAAUCAGAUCAUCAGCCUGCCUGUGGAGCCCACCCAGUCCAACCAACUGCCAACAGGAAACGAGAUUGAGGACACGCUCAUAAAUACCCCUCUGGACUGCGAGGUGUCAGUGUGGUCUCCUUGGGGUUUGUGCAAAGGCAAGUGUGGAGACUCAGGCGUGCAGCACCGCACACGCUAUGUCAUAAUGCACUCAGCCAACAACGGAUUAGCCUGCCCUCUGCUGGAGGAGGGCAGGAAGUGCUUCCCCGACAACUGUUUAUGACUAAGCCAGGAGAGGAGGGAGAAGAAAGAGAGGAGGGAGAGGAGAGAGAAGAAAGACAGGAAAGACAGGAAGGGGAGGAAAGGACGAAGACGAAGAAACAACAACAAAAGGUCUGCAAUGUUUUUACAUGAGGCAAAAAUAUGAUGACUUCCUUAUUUCCUCCCAGGCUAUGGCCUAUGUUUGUGGAAACUCUUAAACUGCAGAAAGUCUCAUCCUCAAGUCACAGUGAUAGAUCUGACAGCACUAGAGAGGUGUAGUUUGGCAAAAAAAAAAUAAAAAAGCUAUUAGACACCAAUUCAGUUUUGACAGAUUAUCUAAAUUGUGUGGGGAUGGAACAGUGCAGUUUGAAACAUAGCCAUUGAGUAAAAACACAUUUUCACAUUGUAAUUGGGCUUAAUUUGUUUGGCACUGGAUUAUAGUUUACAGGAGCUUCUAUCAAGCGGAUUUGGAAAUAAAUCCAUGUAAAUGAUACUCAAGAUCCAAUAUCCAAGAAAUACAUGUUAAAUCCAAAUAAUUUCAGCUCUGACACAGGGGAAAACAUGAUGCCUCAAUCCUUCCAUUAGCAGAAAUACAGAAUUAGAAGAGUGAGUCGGGAAAUUAAAUUAAUGUACAAUCCUCCCCCACUUUCAAAACAUAAUGUUAUUGAGACAUUAUGGUUGCUCUCCUGAAGACGAAGAAUAUAUUUAUUGACAGGAUUUUAACCUGUAGUGUACAGUAUACCAAAUGUCAAAGUAAUGUGUUGUAUGCCUUUUUUGUUAUGGAGAUAUUAGUUCAAAGUUUUUUUGUACAAAAAAAUGUUUGUUUUCUUUAUGGUCAAUAAAAUGUAA